UUUAUUUUAUUAAAAAAAUAAUUAAUUAAUUGAUCUUUGGUUCAAGUUUAGAUUGCUUAAUUUCACUCUCAUACAGAUAAUGGAAAAAUGGAAAAGCAAGAGAUAGAUUCUUAUUCAACUGGGGUUUUUGAGAUACCCUGAGAAUCUGCCAUCAUCAUGCAUGAAAGCACAUGAAUGAGAAUCAUACAAGCUCUGCACGGAGCCAAUGGGCUCGACUGUGGCUUCUAUGGCCGCCUCAUUCAGGUCUGCACCAAUCGUCGUUUGGUCCGCCAAGCCAGACAGCUUCAUGCCCGCCUUGUCCUUUUCUCUGUUGUCCCUGAUAACUUCCUAGCAUCAAAGCUCAUUGCUUUGUACUCAAAAUCUCAAAGUUUAAAUGAAGCCCGCAAUGUGUUUGAUCGAAUUCCUCACAGAAACACUUUCUCUUGGAAUGCUAUGCUCAUUGCUUAUUCAUUUCAUAAUAUGCAUAAUGACAUGUUAAAUCUGUUUACUUCACUAGUGUCAUCUUGUUCAACUGAUGUGAAACCUGAUAAUUUUUCAGUUACGUGUGUUUUGAAGGCGCUGGCAUCUUUACCUUUUGAUGUGAGAUUGGCUAAGGAAGUCCAUUGUUUUGUUUUACGACAUGGGUUUGAUUCAGAUAUGUUUGUUGUGAAUGCUUUGAUUACAUGCUACUCUAGAUAUGAUGAGCUCGGUUUAGCACGAGUCUUGUUCGACAGAAUGUCUUUGAGGGAUAUAGUGUCGUGGAAUUCGAUGAUUGCAGGAUAUUCUCAGGGUGGAUUUUAUGAUGAGUGUAAGGAACUGUUUAAGGAGAUGUUAGGUUCGGUUGAGUUGAAGCCUAAUGCAGUGACAUUGGUUAGUGUCUUGCAGGCAUGUGGGCAGUCCAAAGAUCUUAUUUUUGGAAUGGAGGUUCACCGCUAUGCGAAUGAGACUCAAAUGGACGUGGAUAUUUCGCUUGGUAAUGCACUUCUUGGGUUUUAUGCCAAAUGUGGUAGCUUGGAUUAUGCUCGAGAUUUAUUUGAAGGGAUGAGCCUAAAAGAUGAAGUAUCUUAUGGCUCAAUGAUUUCAGGGUAUAUGAUUCACGGGUUUGUUGACGAUGCAUUGGAUCUUUUCCAAAGCAAAAUGGAAAAUCUGGGAUUAAGCACAUGGAAUGCAGUGAUAUCAGGUUUGGUUCAGAAUAAUCAGCAUGAAAGAGCCUUAGAUAUAUUCCAAGCAAUGCAGGGAAAUGGAUUAAGACCAAACACUGUAACACUUUCAAGUAUUCUCCCAACAGUUUCAUAUUUAUCAUAUCUGAAAGGAGGUAAGGAAAUACAUGCCUAUGCUGUUAGAAAUGGUCUUGAUCAGAAUAUUUAUGUUGCAACUGCUAUUAUUGAUACUUAUGCAAAGUCAGGGUUUCUUCAAGGGGCUCAACGGGUUUUUAAUAGAUCGAAAAGUAAGAGUUUGGUCAUUUGGACAUCGAUAAUCUCAGCAUAUGCUGCACAUGGAGACGCCGAUACAUCUCUUCGUCUUUUUAAUGAGAUGGUGAAUAAUGGAAUUCAUCCAGAUGAAGUAACAUUUACAGCGGUAUUAACAUCCUGUGCUCAUUCUGGAGUAGUAGAUGAAGCUUGGAAGAUAUUUGGAUCCAUGUUGCCAAAAUAUGACAUCCAACCCUCAGUAGAGCAUUAUGCUUGCAUGGUAAGCGUUCUUAGCCGAGCAGGGAAGCUUUCCGAAGCAGUAGAGUUUAUUUCGAAAAUGCCAGUUGAGCCAAGUGCAAAAGUCUGGGGUGCAUUGCUCAAUGGUGCCUCAGUAUCCGGAGAUGUUGAAUUAGGGAAGUUUGUGUUUGGUCGUUUGUUUGAAAUUGAGCCUGAAAAUACUGCAAACUAUAUUAUGAUGGCAAAUUUAUAUGCACAAGCCGGGAGACCUGAUGAAUCUGAUAAUAUCAGGAAAAGAAUGACUGAAAUUGGGUUAAAGAAGGUUGCUGGCAGUAGCUGGAUCGAAACAAAUGGUGGAUUGUAAAAUCUCACUGCAGGCGAAUGUAUCAACUUGAAAAUUUUCGCUAAGCUUUUCUCACUGUGCUUUUCUACAUAGUUAUGUGAACGUUGAAUAUUUUAAGGACUGCAAUUCCUGAACUAUUAUCAUGCUUUUGCUGUAUAGAAAAUUUCUAACUUUUUGAAUAUACAUUUAUAUUUGUCGGUAUCACCGCGUUGGUGCAUUUUGCUCCUCCCUAGGCUUAUGAUCAGGCAUUUUAAGGUGAUCACCAGAAAGGGUGGGCUUUAUAGGUUGGAGAAGGUUGCGAAAUCAAAGCGGGACAUUGUAGCGCGCCUCAUGAUGGAAAAACAGUAUUGAUCUCGAACGGUGUGUUCCUCGAAUGAGUUCUAGCAUUGGCCUUGUUCUAUUUUGUGGGACGUGGUGUUGCAUUGUACUAGACUGUGUGGCUUUGUGAUUUGCUUCUAAACAACUACUUCAAGUAAUCUGGCUAAAUGCAAUUGCAGAAGAUGUUGCACGCUUUCUGCCUGGUUGCGAAUUCGAUGCAUCUUCCAUCCAGAUUUUUCUCAAAGCAACUCUACAGUUCCUUACUCAAAUUCGAUCGAGCAACGAGUUGUUUCAUCAACAAGAACAAUGGAUUCUGUCUGAAUAACCAAAUCAAGUCUUGGUUCGUGUACUCUGGUGAUGGCUCUUUUUGCAGCAUGAUAGGAGUUCAUAGGAUUGAACCAGUUUCUACUUAGCUAUAGAUAUUGUGCCUUGAUGUAAUUCAUCAGGAAUCAAGUUUUAAGAGUCUUCUUUUCAUGAAUGUUCUUUUUUUUGGAACAAUGAUAAUAGAGCAAAACAAAAGCAAUUAUUGAAAAA
Messenger RNA from Cannabis sativa, 2820 nucleotides. RefSeq names its product pentatricopeptide repeat-containing protein At2g37310. Gene Ontology annotation, biological process: RNA modification. The transcript is spliced from 3 exons. Gene Ontology annotation, molecular function: protein binding; RNA binding. The record is from RefSeq and is a predicted model, not a curated record. Bases 175 to 1989 code for a protein of 604 amino acids. Lineage: Eukaryota; Viridiplantae; Streptophyta; Magnoliopsida; Rosales; Cannabaceae.